GUCACUAAUAAAAUUAUUUCAAUUUCAAGUUAGUCAAGACAAUUCUUUUUAUGGAAAAGAAUUUAAUUGAAUGAAAAUUAACGCAUAAAACUUAAGAUUAUAAGUGUAAAUAAUUCACUUUGCCAGAUAUUCAUCAUAUCGCAAAAAUGUGAUAAACUGUACAACAAAUGUUCAGUAAAUUUUUCCUAUAUAACUACACGCCUUAGGUUUUGUGAAUGGAAAAUACGUUCUCACAGUAACCAAUAACUUGAUUCUAAAGGAAUUACAUGACGCCAAAAACUAUCCAGAUGCCUAUGAGCUGUCGUCUGCCCAAGACAACAUGUAUGACAUGUUGUCAGAAUUCCGAGUAUCAGAAUUUGAUUCUUUUGUAAACAUACUGAGAUUGACUCCUGGUGAUCCCUUAAACACAUUUGGUGAAAUGUGGUAUCCUGUGUUCUUGUGGUCAUUGUGUUCUUCUGUGUUUGUGCAUACUUGUGCUGCGUUAGUCGCUUUUGGAACUCUAAGGAAACACAAAUAUGGAAAAUUUUUCCCUGUUCUAUUAAUAGUGAUGGGUGUUGUCAAUCCAGUAACAUCUGGAGUCGCCAGUAGUGCUGCCGUUGCAUUUAUAUAUCGUGCUGCUAAUCAAGAAAUGCCUCCAAUACAUGCUAUGAUAUGGGGGAUAGGUCAAACUGUAUUAGGGGCAGGUAUAGGAUUUACAAGAAUUUUAGCAACACUGUAAUUAAUGUAGUAUUGAAACACUUGUAUAUGUAUUCAGCGAUGUAAUUAUAGUUCAAAUGAAUUGAGAGUCAAUUAUUUUAGAAUAAUGUUGAAGAUAUAGGUGGUGCUGUUGUUCAAUACAUUAUUCCCUAUUUAAUGUCUUUGUGUAUCCAUUUAGUAUUUAUAUGGUAUAUCAUAUAGCUAAUACUCAUGUAUAGUAAUUGUAAUAAGAAUGUAUAUCUUGUCUCUCAUGUAUAUUCCCACUAUUAUAAAUUUUAUAAAAUGUCAAUCAUGACCAUCACGAUCAUGGCCUUGCAUUGAGCUCUGUUAAAAAUGUUUUAUAUAUCAUACUCAUUGUAAAUUGGUCCCAAAAAGCUAUCCACUUACAAUAGAUUUGAAAUAAUUUUAUACAAAUGACACAACAUCACUCUGGUACUGAUAUAUUGACUAGAAGUUUAAAGUUUUAUUAAAUCAAAAAAAAAAGAAUAUUUCUUGAAAUCUUAAAUGCAAUCCAGCAUAACAGUAACAAAUUGUGCAAUGGUAAUAACUAUAAUGAAAGUAAUCACAUUAAAAUUAAUAUGAAACCCUAUAAACAUUAUUGGUAUUUGUUAGCUUUUUGGGGCCAAAUUGAGUCAUACUCUUAUAAAAUUAACAUGACAAGUAAAUAUAAGUAUUGUGAUGGAUUGGCCUAGAUCAGGUUGUAUGAUUGAAUGAUGUAAAAAUUAUUUUUUUAUAAUUGUUAAUUGUACAUAUUUUAUUUGACUGAUAUUUCAACGGAUUAAAGGGAAUAUAUCUGCCAAUGCCUUAAAAAGGUUAAUAAAAUUUAAGAGUAAAAACUGGCAUUACCUUACAUACAUAUAUAUUCAGACAAAUAUUCAUAGUCACAAACUAAAAUUUUAUGAAAUUCCAAUGCUUUGAAAGUAUUAUUUGGUUUUGGAUAUUCCCUGAUUCCAAUGGAAAAUGUAUCUUUUCUCACUGAAAGAAAAUCAUUUAGUUUCCUCAUUACCAUACAUUUGUUGAUGGAUGAAUCAACAACAGCAACAAGUUCAAUUUGAGAUAAAUAAUUAUAUUCAAGUCAAAAUUUUUUGAAGCUGAGAAAGAUGAAAAUUAAAUACUAUGUAAAUCUUCCUCAUCAACUAAAACAGGUAGGUUUCAAAACUAUGAAGAAUGUGAUAAAUUGCAUUCUUUACUAUACACCAUCUUCAUCCAGAUAAUGCAGAAUGCAUAACUGAGAAUACAUUUUGUAAUGGUUUGCUAGUUUUAUUUCAUAAUAUUGUACUUAUACCUUUUCAUUGAUAUCUUAGAAGCUAGAACCAUACUUAAUUUUUAUCUGUACUGAUAAGUUAAUGAACAAUUGGUAUUAGUCAGUACAGUACACACAGUAAUGACAACAUUAUAUAAUUAGUUCUUUAGUAAUUUUGUUUGGUGUGGGGGGAAAAUGCACAUUAUCACUAGUAUUAUUUAUAAACUAUGUUUGUGCUAUGCAGGUUAACAGUUAAAAUUAAAUGUUUAUAAUGUUAUUAUAAAUAAUUUUAUAUUGUUCUGUGAAAAUUUAUGGGUAAAUUAAUUUUGUAUUAGUUAUUGACCAUGUAAAUUAAUUGUCUAAUAUCCUUAUGAUGUUAGCAUUUAUUUUUUAAAAUAGUAAAGAUUAGUUUCCGUUUGUACAUACAAUUAUUUAAAAUAUCUAUGAAUAAUAUAUUUUGUAAAUGAGAAAUAAAUUUCCAAGAUGUAUCAUAAUAAACAUCUUGGAUUUUAUAAACCAAAA
This is a messenger RNA of Amyelois transitella, 2461 nucleotides long. Its product is annotated as transmembrane protein 170A. Bases 320 to 718 code for a protein of 132 amino acids. The record is from RefSeq and is a predicted model, not a curated record. NCBI's taxonomy places the organism in Eukaryota, Metazoa, Arthropoda, Insecta, Lepidoptera, Pyralidae. The transcript has a single exon.